Aspergillus clavatus NRRL 1 is the source of this 618-nucleotide messenger RNA. RefSeq names its product putative DUF814 domain protein. The transcript has 4 exons. NCBI's taxonomy places the organism in Eukaryota, Fungi, Ascomycota, Eurotiomycetes, Eurotiales, Aspergillaceae. The record is from RefSeq and is a predicted model, not a curated record. The coding region runs from base 1 to 618 and encodes 205 amino acids.
AUGGUCUACUAUUUCACAUCAAAUGUGGUGAACCCUGCCGCCUUUAUCUAUGUCGGAAAAGAUAAGUUUGAGAACGAGGAUCUCAUCAAGUACGGCCUAGAGAAAGAUGUCUGUGCCCAUGUCUACUUGCGCCUUCGUGAUGGCGAAACAUGGGACAAUAUCCCACAGCCGCUCUUGGAAGAUUGUGCCCAGCUUACCAAAGCCAACUCGAUUGAAGGAAACAAGAAGGACAAUAUCACCGUCAUCUACACACCGUGGUCGAACCUUAUGAAAGAUGGCUCAAUGGCAACCGGCCAGGUCUCAUUUCACAAUCCAAAGAUGGUGCGGAAAGUUUACGUCCGGCAACGCGAGAAUCCUAUUGUCAAUCGGCUUAACAAGACCCGUGUGGAGAAGCACCCUGAUCUUCGCGCUGAGAAGGAGGAGUUCCUGACGAAAAAGCAGAGGGAAGAACGAAAGGGAAGGGAUGAACAACGCUCAAGGGAGAAACAAGAACGAAGGGAAAGAGAGCAGCUGAAAUGGCAGAAAGAACAUGCGUACGACGAUCUCAUGAGCGAAGAGAAUAUCCAGGCAAGCAGCAACCAGGAUCGCGAUCCAGACUUCCUGGAUGACUUCAUGUGA